Schistocerca serialis cubense is the source of this 6557-nucleotide messenger RNA. It is a transcript of the gene Gbeta76C, whose product is annotated as guanine nucleotide-binding protein subunit beta-2. Gene Ontology annotation, biological process: G protein-coupled receptor signaling pathway. Lineage: Eukaryota; Metazoa; Arthropoda; Insecta; Orthoptera; Acrididae. The record is from RefSeq and is a predicted model, not a curated record. Bases 131 to 1180 code for a protein of 349 amino acids. Gene Ontology annotation, cellular component: cytoplasm; heterotrimeric G-protein complex. The transcript is spliced from 8 exons. Gene Ontology annotation, molecular function: protein binding; signaling receptor complex adaptor activity.
CAUCGCCACUCGGCCAGUCUCGCUGCAGCCGCUGGGGCUCUCCGGACGACGCCUGACCUCAACAAGCCUCGAACCCUGAACCUCGAACGUCAGACGCUGCUGGCUCGCGUAUAACCCCACAGGCACAGAGAUGGGUCCCAAGGCAGACCCCGAGACACAGGCUCUGCGCAAGGAGGUGGAAGACCUCAUCGCCAAGCUCAAGGAUGAGCAGCAGAAGGUGGCGGAUGCGAAGAUCGAGGAGGUGUGCGGAAACAUGUCGGAUCUGCCGCGCAUCCGACUCACCACCAAGAAGCUGCUCAAGGGACACCUCAACAAAGUCAACUCGGUCCACUACAGCGGCGACAGCAGGCACGCGGUGACGGGCUCCCUGGACGGCAAGCUGAUCAUCUGGGACACGUGGACGGGCAACAAGGUGCAGAUCAUACCGCUGCGCUCCUCCUGGGUCAUGAGCGUCGCCUUCUCACAGUCUGGCAACUUUGUCGCGUGCGGCGGCAUGGACAACAUGUGCACGGUGUACGACCUCAACAACCGGGACUCUACGGGCGCCGCCAAGAUCGUGCGCGAGCUGGCGGGCUACGAGGGCUUCCUGUCCUCCUGCCGCUUCAUCGACGACCAGACGCUCAUCACCGGCUCCGGCGACAUGAAGAUAUGCCUGUGGGACCUGGAGGCCGGGAAGCGCAAGAUGGACUUCCAGGGCCACUGCGGGGACGUGGUGUCUAUCUCGCUGUCCCCGGACUGCAAGAACUACGUGACCGGCUCGGUGGACCGCACCUGCAAGCUGUGGGACCUGAGCGAGGACAAGUGCCGGCAGAUGUUCCUGGGGCACGAGGCCGACGUCAACUCCGUCUGUUUCCACCCAGGGGGCCAGGCGUUCUCGACGGCGUCUGAAGACAAGUCCGCGCGGCUGUGGGACCUGCGGUCUGACCAGCAGGUGGCGCGCUACGAGACGCCGGCGGGCAAGGGCGGCCCCGGCUUCACCUGCUGCGGGCUCUCCCUGUCCGGCCGCUACCUGCUGGCCGGCGCCGACGACAACUCCAUACACUCCUGGGACACCCUCAAACUCUCACACUGCGGCACGCUGUCUGGGCAUGAGAACAGGGUGACAUCACUGAACGUGUCCCCCAAUGGCAUGGCUGUGGCCACAUGCUCCUGGGACCAGUAUGUACGAGUCUGGGGCUGAACCCAGGACCCCUGCCACUGCUACCACCACCACCACCACCCGUAGCCCCACCCACCAUAAACAGCCGACUGCGGAGCAGAUGUUGGCCGUCAAGUAUGGUGUCACCUCAUGGAAAGGCACUUCAACACUUUCGUGGUCGUGACACGUAGUGCAGUGUGAGGGCACUGCCCAAGAGGUGAAAUGAAUCUCACAAUGCCAUGUACCCUCCCCAUUCUUAACUGAUACAUUUCAAGAGUAAUACUACAGGAUGUCGGGUUAAGCUUCAGGAUGCUACAAAUCAAAUUGCAGACAAAUUGCACUGCUCACAUUCACCAAUGUUGUUUAUUUUAUCCAAAAUUUUGUUCAAGAACUAAACUCGCUCCUCUUCAUACUGAUAUUACAUUUUUUGUGCUGCAAAGCCGUUAAUGUACUUCUUCUUGUUUCAUUUUGUAAUCUAGUAAUUGAUAUAUCAAUUUAUAUAGACAUAUGUUAUCAUGUCACAAGUGUAAUUACGCUACAGCUCUAAUAUUACUUCAAUCUACUCUCAAACACUCAUAUAUUUUUGCAUCAUCUCAGUCACAUCAUAUCACUCACUCCAAUUCAGUUCCACCACUUCUCCAAUUCUCACUUCUGCAUCUUCCUGUAUAUUUGAAGUCAUUGUAAUCAACACCAAUUUUAACAAAUACUAGAUGUAAGGUUCAGCUUUCAGGUGUUAUAAAUUAAUUUACAAACAAGUUGUUCUGUUCACAGUCACCAAAAUUAUUAAUUCUGGCCACAUAUAGUUUUAAACAGUUACCCCCAUCUUAUUAAUGUCGACAGCUGCAUUUGCUCUGUUGUAACACAAGUAAUUUAUUUGUUCCUGUCUCGUUAUACAAAGUAACACUUGACAUAUUCAUUAAUAUGGAGGUAUAGUAUCAUAUUUAAAGCAUAAUUUCGCUACAGCAAUAGUACCAGAUACUCACAAACACACAAAUAUUUGUACAGCAUUACAAUCACACAAAAUCACUCCCUCCACUUUAAUCUCAUAACUUCUGCCUUUGCAAUACUUGUUUCUGAAUCCUCCUGUAUAGUUAAAUAUUACAUAACAGAUGUAAUUUAAAAAUAUCAAUACUUAUUAUGAGGUUAAGCUUAAGAAUGUUAAAAAUUAAAUGUCAAAAUUAGUGUUUUUGUGGUGUGAUACAUUAAUGUAUCUACCCUUGGUUCAUUUCAUAAAUUAGUGUUAGAUGAAUCAAUUUUUACAGUGAUGUAUAAUCUUUCCUUAAGUAUAAUUGUACUACAGUUGUUACAUUAUUUUCAUUAAUUCUAAAAUACAUAUCCAUUUGUGCACCAUCUUAAUCAGACCAUUUUACUCAUUGCACUUCAUUCCCUACACUCGAUAGCAACUGAAAGCAGGAGAAAGUCAAAUAGUAGAAGAAAAAUACUCACGUAAAAACACAAGGUUCAUUCAGUGAACUUCAUACAGUUAACAUUAUCUUGUGUGGAAAAUAUCCCUUAAGUUUUUUUAAGAUAAACUCACAGUAUUGUCGAUCCUAUUUUCUUAGUGUAAUUCUUGUCUGUGUACUACCCUCCAGUUUGGUUACAUUGCUUGAAAGCAAAUAAAUUGCUUGCAAUUUGAUGCCAGUAGGAAAAAGAGAAGAGUUGCUCCUAGUUUUUUCAUAUGGAAUACAACAAAAAUGGCAUAAAAUCUCAUUUAUUUUUUAUCUAAGAAUAUCAUCUAAAAGUGCCUGAUUAACGUUAAUUUUUUGUGUUGCUUUAUUAAUUCAAUUAAAAAACAUACAAUCCUAUUAUUUAUAUAUUUAUGAAGUAAAUAUUAUGAGAAUAUCCCAUGCCUGUUAAAAAUUCCUAAUAGCUUUGUAAAGUCUCUCUGUUGUUCCCUGAAAACUUUUGAUGACAGAUGAAAGCUGAAGCAUGUAUUGCUUCUGUCUCUCGUUUUUCUUAAAUUAUUUAUUCUUUGUUCUCUAUCAACUAAUCACAUGUCUAAGCUAGACCAUUAAAAACUUUCAAUUUACUAACUAGGUGUAGAGAAGUAAUGAAAUCUUCAUUUUUAUGACGCCACAAAAGAUCUGUUGCACAGAACUGAUCACUCUAGUCAAAUUUGUCAAAACAUAGUGUUGCUUUGUUAGAAAAAAUAGUUCGAUCUAGUAAUGACUGUUUUAUUCACUCAUUUUCAUACGUUUGUCCUACUGUUCUGCUUCAAACUUAAGUUGAAUGAGCAUUUCCUGUUUUGAUUCGGAAGAGAAAUUGGAAACAAAAGUGUCAAGAUAACAGAUUCAGGAAACAUAUAUCAUAAAUGGAUUUGCAUGUUUUGGUGAAGCCAUAUGAGAAAUAUUGUGACUAGCAGAUUGUUAUUUACGAAACUUUUAAACAAUGGUGAAAUUUAAAUAAAAUACUUUGUUUAUAGAAGUGGCACAAACCAUGCUUUAACAUACACGCUGACAAGGAAAAUAGAAAUAUCAUUUAUUACAUUCGUCACUUUUGCAGAUAAGCAAAAUUAACUGUGGAACUAUUUUUGAAACAGUUAUACCUUUUGCGAACCAUUUUACAUUGACAGAUAGGCUCUGGAGAGUGUAAUGAUGCUCUACUAUGUGGUGCUUCAACCUGAAGGCUUGCAAUUCACACUGAAGAUUCGUUAUAUUUUUGGUAUUGUUUCCAUUGCUUGAAUAUCCUAAUUUUUGUAAGCAGUUUCUCAGAUUUUUCAGAAUCAGUGCAUUUUAUCAUUGAUUCAUCACUGCCCUCAUAACUACUGUGAGGGCAGCUGCAAACCAAAAAACAGUAACAUUUGUCAGACUGGUGGCAGUUUGCUGCCAAUUAUUUCAUGUGGCUGUUAUCUGAACAAAAAUAUUACCUGAAGACAAAGAUAUUGUUCUUGAAUGACAGCUACCUUCACACGAAAGUGGAAUACAACAGGGACACCUUGGCUCACUCUCCCAUCGAUCUGACUUAGGGUCACUGGUGUGUGAUGCUGCCUAACUAAUGCAGUUUUUGAAAUGAGAACAAUAUAGGUUAAGGAGGCUGCAGUAAACAACCUGUGUGGUUCAGGUAAUUAUUAAAUCUGUAAUGCAGAAAUAAAUUUUAAGAAGUUGAUGGUCCUAUUUUCUCCACUUUUGAAGGUCAUAAGCUAGCCUACGUCUGUUACCCUACGGAGCCCAAGUUUUAUACAAAUUUAAGGUGGAAUAAAACCAAAGUGGGAGGCAGUUAAAAAAUAUGAGAAAUUUAAAAACUAUGUUACAGCAACAAUAAUACAGAUUUAGAUAAAGUAUUAUUUUUUUUUGUUUCACAAAAGGAUUUGUCUUCUUUAUCAUUGUUUAUUAAAUAAAAUGCAUCCAGAGCUUAUGGGAUCUUUCAAUUUAUUUAUAAAAGUUUUAAUUCACAAGUAAACAUCUCUUUUGCCUGUGCAUUUCGUUUUGAGGUACAGCUUAUUCCACAGAAUGUGUCAAGCCUUCAAGGACUUCUUUUGAGUUAACUUAGAACACUUUAUUUCAAGAUGAAAAACAUCCCCACAUUUUUAUAGAAAAGAAAUAUCUCUCUUGUUAAAGAGGUUGAGGUGACUUGAACUUUAUGACUGUCCUUGUAAAAUAUUACAUCUGCCUUAUGUAAAGCAAUUACAAUACAUUACCAACAACAACUGUUACUUUGAAACAGUGUGUUCUAUGAUAACUAUAUGUAAAAUUAUUAUUUUCCAGAUAGUAUGUUCUAGAGCAAAAUGUUUACAUCACUUUAAGGAUAAAUACUUCCAAACCAUAAUCUUAUUACAGAGCUCAAUACAACUGGAGACUGUGUUUCUGCAUUGUAUGAACACAGUUAAUGUAUGUUCAAACCAUUUAUGGUGAUAAAUAGGCUGUGAUACAUACAAAUUCUUUCCAAAGUUAUCUUGUUAAGAAUUAUCACUUAAGUUACAAAAUGUAUAUAACUCUGUCAUGCCUGAGACAUCUGUCAUUGAUGAAGAUGCAUAAAAACAAUGGCCACACUUGCAGUGGCGUUUAUAAUGAGGUUUAUAAAUUACAGCAGAAAAUAAAUGGUAUGUGAUGAAUUUAUAUGGGGAUCCAAAUUUACAUAAACAUAAUAAGAAUCCUGAAUAAUAUUUAUUAAGUAAUGAAGCAUUGAUUAUCUGUAUAAGGGUUUUCAGUAGCUUCUUAUAUAUAGUGUAAACUAUAAUUUACACAUAAAAAAUUCAAUUCCAGUGUGACCCUAACUUGUACAGAAAUGUGUGUUCAGUGUACAAUAUCAAAUUCUAUGUUGAUUACUAAGUUAUUGCCACAUAUUAUAGUGACACUGUAAAACACAGAUGACAGUUCCACCAAAAAAUCCAUAGAAAUGAAUCUGAUGUAAACAUGACUGAGAAUGAGGGAGCAAUCCUUGAAAACACUUUGUAGAUCAAUGAAACACCAACAGUAAUAUCAUAAUACAAUGUUUGUUUGUCAUCUCAUUUAUGUAGCCCUGGACAUUUCGUGGAAUGUGCUACCAAAGUUGGUGUAACAUUGACCAAUGAAGAUGUAAGCACCUUAUACGCAAGCUCACAAGAGAGUAUAAUAAUGAUGCAGCUUAACAUACGGUGUCUAACACCGUACUGGUAAAAAUAACUAUUUGGUGUUUAGUCAUAUACAAGCAGAAUUAUCAAUACAUAUACAGUGUGAGUGGAGUCAUUAUAUCAUAGUCUAAAAAUAAAAUUUAUUGUACCAGGUUCACACAAAAAUGUGGAUAUCUUAAAUAAGAAACAAAUCAUUGCACACACUAAUAAAAGUUUGUACAGUUAUCAGGGGAGGGGCCCACCUACUUGCUAGAUCUGUACUGUGUGUCAUGAAGUUUGCUGCAAAUUGGUAGCUUUCCCUAAACUACUGUAACAAUGAUUUGUACCCAACAAUAAGCAAGGGAUUUCACAUGUUUUGUGCCAUAGUAAUAGAUUGCCUAAAGAACUAAUAACAUUGGUUAAACAUUCCGCAAACAAUCCAUUUCAGCUUAUUAUUAAUAUCUUAAUGAGAGCUUAACGUUUAUUUGUUAUGUACUCUCUUCCAUAAACAUUGUGAAACGAAUUAUUGCAGGUACACAACCUGUAACAUAUGUAAUUUAGUAAAAACAUCUGAAUAACGAAUACUGUAGUAACGUAAACUGCCUGUGUACCAAACUCUUUACAAAUCAAUUUCCAUGUUAGUUUCUUUGGAGAAUGCUGCUUAACAUUAUAAGGUGUUGUAAUUAGAUAAUAUUCAGCAGUAAGGCUACGCUAAUGUCAUUCAUUGACUGAUUACACAAAUGCUGAUGACAUCAGCAAGAAAACGAAUUAUAUGUUUGCAGGGAGCAUUAGAAGCCAAGAGGUAAUUAUGUGUCAAAUUUAUCAUCAUUAAAUUGCUAGCCUCUAUAUGUGCUUAGACACAUUUGUAAACAAAUAAUAAAAGAUUAGCAG